This is a messenger RNA of Abrus precatorius (Indian licorice), 2738 nucleotides long. Its product is annotated as WD repeat-containing protein 44-like. Lineage: Eukaryota; Viridiplantae; Streptophyta; Magnoliopsida; Fabales; Fabaceae. The transcript is spliced from 7 exons. The coding region runs from base 346 to 2355 and encodes 669 amino acids. Gene Ontology annotation, molecular function: protein binding. The record is from RefSeq and is a predicted model, not a curated record.
UUGGACUUUGUUUCUGCUUUGUAUUUGAUGAUUAUUCUAUAAUCUAUGGUGUAUUGGGGUUUGUGGAAUUGUUGAUUAGUAUUCUUUCUGUGUUGGGAGGUUUUGAACAUCCAAGUUAACUGUUGUCACUGGUGAUUAAUUGGUUCCUUGUACUUAGUCCCUGACUGUAACUUGUGAGAUCUAAUAUUCUACUGGGUUUUGCAUAAUUGGUGAGAGAAACUCGGUCCCUCGAAUUGGGAAGUUCCAAUUUAUAAAAGUAGUGUAUUGAUAGUUGGGAAAAGAGUAAGAACUUAGAGGUAAGAUUUUCAUGUGGAAGGUGGUUUGUUUCAUACCUAAGUGGGAGAUAUGCUGAGCUCUGGGGAUGGAGAUAUUGAUAUAUUCUUUGAUUCAGUGGAUAGUUUGCCAACUCAAGAUUCCGUUUUAGCCAUUGGUUCUGAAAGGUGUGAUUAUGAUUAUGAUGAAAUUUGGGUGAAAGAGCCUAUUAGUGUGAAGGAAAGGAGGGAACGUUUUCUGCAUGGUAUGGGUUUAGCUGAUGCUUCUUCCAAGGUUUGUUCACAAGAGCGAAAAAUAAGCUUCGAUGACUCAUCCAUCAACUUAGGAUUGGAUAGGAUCACGGAAUGCAGUGGAGCAAUCUCAAAUGCUUGCAGUUUUUCUGCUGAUCAAGUAUCUGAGAAGUUGGUUCUCUCUGGAUGCAAAACAGCUUCUGAAGCAAAAGUCUUGUUGGAUGAACAAAAAGGGUGUCCUCAAGAUGAAUCACAUGAAAGUUUUCAAGGGAAAGUGCAUGAGCUCUCUUCUACAGCCCAGGAGCACAGACACACAGAAGCUGAGGCCCAAGAAGAGUUUCAGGAUUUAAUGAGUAAAAAGAGAAGGAAAAACUGGUGGAAGCGCUUUACUAACCUCAAGAAAGGUGGUGAUGGAAAAGUCAGAUCAAAAUUGGAUACAGGGACGAAUAAAACUCGUAGAAUAAAGGUAAGGCAGAAUAAAAAGAGGUGGCUGGAGUUCAGUGGGCUACACAUUGGACAAGAGGUUAGAGCUCAUAAAGGCUUAAUCUGGACCAUGAAAUUUAGUCCCAAUGGUCAGUAUUUAGCAAGUGGAGGUGAAGAUGGUGUUGUGCGCAUAUGGCGUGUUGUAUCAUUAGAUACAUCCAAUAUUUGUUUCACCACAGAAGACAGUACCACUUGUAGCAAAGUGAAACAUGAAAACUCUUCUCGUUGGAAAAAACACUCAAGCCAACCCAUCAUUUUCCUUCCAAAUAGUAUUUUUCAAAUUGAGGAAUCACCACUGCAAGAAUUCUUUGGCCAUUCCAGUGAUGUCUUGGAUCUGGCUUGGUCUAAUUCAGAUAUUCUCCUUUCAUCUUCUAUGGAUAAGACUGUUCGCUUGUGGCAAAUUGGUUGUGAUCAAUGUCUAAAAGUUUUCCAUCACAAUGAUUAUGUGACAUGCAUUCAAUUCAAUCCUGUCGAUGAAAACUACUUCAUUAGUGGGUCCAUUGAUGGUAAGGUUCGAAUAUGGGGGAUACAAGAAGAGCGAGUUAUUGACUGGGCAGAUAUACGAGAUGUCAUAAGUGCUAUAAGUUACCAGCAAGAUGGGCAAGGAUUUGUAGUUGGUUCUGUUACAGGCACUUGUCGGUUUUAUGUUGCUUCAGGAAAAUAUUUCCAGCUUGAGGCGCAGAUAAAUGUCCAUGAAAAGAAGAAAGCAUUGGGCAACAAGAUUACUGGCAUUCAGUUCUCGCAAAAAAACUCUCAGAGAAUUAUGAUCACCUCAGAAGAUUCCAAAAUUCAUAUAUUUGAUGGCAUUGAGCUUGUUCAGAAAUACAGAGGUCUUCCUAAGUCAGGAAGUCAAAUGUCUGGUUCAUUUACACCAAACGAAAAACAUAUAAUUUCAGUUGGAGAGGACUCCCAUGUGUAUAUUUGGAACUUCAAUGAGUUGGAAAAUGCUUCUUCUAAACAGAGAAAAUCCAAACGAGCCUGUGAGUACUUUUCAUCCAAGGGUGUUACUGUUGCAAUACCUUGGUCAGGCAUGAAAGCAGAUCAAAGGGGCUCUAGCAGUAACUUUUCCCACCGGUCUUCAGACAUGCAAACGCAACUAGAUGUUAGAGAUUCAGAACGUUUUUCUCUCAGUAAUUGGUUCUCCAUUGAUGCUACAUGUCGAGGUUCUAUGACAUGGCCUGAGGAGAAACUACCAAGCUGGGAUUUACCUUUAGCAGAAGAUGAUGAGUAUGAUCACCAACAGUUAUAUCACCAAGAUACUUGCCAUGACAGAAGUGUUUUAGAAACAUGGGGACUACCAAUUGUGGCAGCUGGUUGUGAUGGAACUAUCAAGACAUUCCACAACUUUGGAUUGCCCAUUAGGCUUUAGGACAAUGCCAUGGUCAUGUUGGUGCUGAAUAACCUUGUAACCUUCUCUUAUUUAAGGGUCAUUCAUUUUAGCCUACAUGCUAUCCAUUUAUGAGAGCUUUUGCCGGUUAUUUUAAGGCUUUGCUUGUUAAAGGUGGAAAUUUACAAGGGUGUUUUGAGGCCUUAGAAUUCAAAAUAACUGGCUAAAAAUUUUGGGAAGCCAGAUUUUGAAGCUUGUGAUAUCCUCUUGCCAUUUCCUUUUAUAGGAUCAUUGCUAAAUCCAUGUUGGAUGUCAAGCCUCCUGACAUGUUCCAAGAAUUUGCACUUUUACACUUUUGCUAUGCCUCAAAUUUAAUGUGGUUCUGGUGGUGGCGUCAGGGUCACAGGCCACACAUGAAUCCUAAU